AUGGGUGACGGUCUAGCCCCGAAAGAAGCAGCAGCAGCCCGGCCGCGGAGAGAGUCCUACGCCGGGGCUCCGAACCAAGAUGAGGUGUUGUUUGUGCGCACUCUCCGGGAGAACCUCCAGGGAGCCCCGGAGAGGGUGGCCAGGGGGAACGCCAGGGUCUCGGGCAGAAGAGUCUCGGCGCCUCCGCAGGUUGUGCACCAGCGCCACAUGCCCGUAGGAACACAGAAAUUUCACAUACCGAGGAAAACUAAAGAGAAGCUGGCCUUGUUCCAGCCGCUGUCGUGCGAGUCCAGGGAGUAUGAAGACAUCCUCACAGUCCUGACGUCCGGCUACCUGGACUCUGCUUCUGCCGGCUCCUUCAGCUACAGCAAACCACGCCUGGUCCACAGCGAGACCCUGGAGAAGGAGUUCGUGGAGAAAAGGAAGGAGCUGAAGGCCGACGGCAGGACGGAGAAGGAGCUGGAGGAGAGCUACUGCUUCCUGCUGGCCGACUCCUCCAAGUUGCAGACGCUGUGUGAGAAAGGCCUGUCCGUGGGUCACAGCCGGAUCACGCUCCUCGGAAACCCACAAAAAGGAGUUUACCUGUCCAGAUGCUCAGACCUCCUGCAGGUCGCAUCCUUCUCUCCAGGAGCCACCGGAGAAAUCCUGAUCUUCAAAGUCAUCAAGGGGAAAGUGAAGAGCAUGUACGAGAACGUGAAGAACCUGCUGGACCCCACGCCUCGCUUCGACUCGCACCUGUCCAAAAGCAUCAGCAAAGUCACAUCCGUCCUGUCGUACCGAGCCUUCGAGCUGACGCAGCAUUAUUUCUAUGAGUACUGCUUCGACGAGCUCCGGCAGCGUCCUCGGCAGGUCUGUCCCUACGCUGUGGUCUCGUUCCAGUUCAAAGCCAGAGACACGGCCCUCGUCAGCAAACCCAUGGCCCCGCUCAGGUCAAACAGCCAAACAUCAGAGAGGAGCCAAGAAAAGGCUCAGUUCAGCGUCUGGAGCGGGAACCUGGUCAAAGACAAAGUCCUCUUCCAGAUCUCUCUGCAGUCGUCUGCUCCUUUCCUGCCUCAUGAACUGCCGGAGAAGCUGGAGAUGAAGUGGGCGAUGAGCUGGGACAAGGCCACGACUCGUCUCCCCCAAAGUUUAUUUUCUUACGAUCUUUACAACAACAGCAGUGAGGAAGUCGUAAAGGAUGACUUCUACUGCAGUUUCCUGGAGGUGGUCGACCGGAAUCGCUCCAUGACCAGCGUCAACAAACUGCUGCAGGAGCUGGAGACCCAAGCGUUGGUUUUGGUGAUGCCGCUGAGUGAGAGGGGCCUCCUGCUUCUGCUCUCCAGUGUCCAGAUGGCCUCAACUCAAGAGCGAGGAGAGAACUGGAGGAGGAGUCUACACGCUUUAUUUGUGUUUCCAGAGACAAGAUUCCCCAAACCCGCUCCUCAGUCAGUGCCCGCGGAGCCCUCUCCCGAUCUGAUCACCGCUGAUUCGGUGAUGCCCGGUUUGAACCACUUUGUGCCGGCUCUUCAUUUUGCUCUGGGAAAAGCUCGGUCCAAACCGCCUCCGGAGCUGGCUGCGGGAGUGGAGCAGCAGGCCCACGACUACCUCAACGGCAUCAAGGAAGGAGUGUUGCGUCCAUACCCGGUGGCGCAGUACGAGGCGGGGCUGGAGCAGGCCGGGCGGCAGUACGCGGUUCCCGUCAUGCAUCGGCUGGGUCUGGACUCGUGUCUGAAGCCGUACCUCUGUGGCCCCGCCCUCUACCAGCUGCAGCUGUCCCGGGUCCGAGCCAUGGUCCAGCAGCUGUACGUGCCCACGGCCAGACCUCACACGUCCACGCUCACACAGGCCGACCAGAAGAUGCAGCAGCUGAUAGCUCUGGUUCUGUCGUGUAAGAGGAACGCAGAGAAGGAGGUGCAGAGCGAGAUGAAGAGCGGGGGGAGGAAGAGGAAGAUGGAACAGGAGACUGCGCAGAGGACCAUUAAGCACCUGAAGGCAUCACAGGAGCUACGGCAACUAAACCCACCACACACACAGGACAAUACAGAUGUGGCCUCCUCCGCUCCCAGCUCUUUCUCCUCUCUGAUUGGUUCGGUCGGUCUGAAGGACGCAGAUUUAAGUAACGAAAGCUCCGAACUGACCUCGAAACUUUUCUCUCUUCUCUCAAAUCUCAACCAAACAGCGACGAAUCAAAGCAGUUCUCAGCCACGAGAGGCGGGACCAAGCGAAUCCUCUCCGUUCGACAGGCUGGCUCUCAAACUGGGACUGCCCACAAACUGUGACAUCGACCUGCGCAGACACGACGACCUCGAGGGAGGCAGUGUGAGCAGUCAGGAGGGCUUCAGUCCCUCUCACGGCGGAGACCCCAGGACGGCCAACAGAGAACGAGACCGGGGUCUGGACCAGGACCCCAGGAGAGCCAGGACUGUGUUCCCCGAAGAGGAGCCUCCACAGCCGGACAUUCCCUGGAUCCUCAUCCCCAUCACAGGCCUGCCGCAGAAGCACUACGCCCGCAGAGACGCAGAGCUGCCCAGAGACCCACGUGUGCAUCACCUGACCUCUCCCCUGCCCCCCACGGACCUGCCCCCCACGGACCUGCCCCCCACGGACCUGCCUCCCGCUGCUGCCAGCCCCGCCCCGUCUGGCCCGACCGCCGGCUGGGCCUCUCCAGAGCCCAGUCCCCCCGCCUCCCCCUCCCUGUGCCCCUCUCCUGAUCCCAGCCUGCCACACUCACGCUGCCCCUCCCCUGAAGCAGAGCACACCAGUCCAAGACCUUCCCUGAUCCGCUCUCUGGAGCCCGGGUCCCCAGAGCUCACGGAGGCGUUGAGUGACCCUCCGGAGAAUGAAGAAAUCCAGGACCUCUGGGACGAAGCAGAACCCUCUCCACCGCUCUGUCGCGAUGCCCUCUCACCCGUGGCCUGCCUCUCCCCAGCCCAGCUCUGCCCCAGCCCCCAAGAAGAGGAGCUCGACGACUGCUCCGCUCCUCACCCGACGUCCGAGCGACUUGCACACGACAUUGACUGCAUCGUGGACCGCCAUUUCGACUCCUUCAGCUCCGACCUCCAGAGCAUCCUGCAAGACCAACACGUGGCCUACAACAUGCCCCAGUCCCCACACUCGACGUCGAACCCCAAACAGAGGGCUAGCAGCAUCUCCUCACACUCCUUCAUCUCGCAUUUUUCACAAUACGUUUCCUUCUACCAUCCUUGCCCUCCCGUCCAACGCUACGUCCAGUCUCUGCAGAAGGAAAUCAGCUUCGUUUUGCACAACUACGAAAACAAUCAGCCUCAGAGCAGACCUGACACCACUACUUCUUGCUCUACAGACGCUUCUCCCCCGGACCUCGCUAGCAGGAUUAGCGAGUUUGUGUCUAGCAUACGAGCGGCGAACGAAGACACGCCAGCACUUCCUGAGAGUAGGAACUGGCCGACGGACUCAGAGCAGGAAGUAGCGACCUCUUCUAUGGACUGCGAGGAGUUCGUAGAUGAAACCAACCAAAACGAUGCCGUCUGCAGCAAUUUGGAAACUGACAUUGAUAUAAGCAAUAACGGAAGGCGGCAGGUCCAGUUCGGGAGCGACCGCAUCGAAAUCUGCUUCAGGAACGAACCCGAGGCACACGAUAGUAACAGCAGUAGAGAAGCCGGGGUUGGGAACGCCACUCCGGAAUCGCCGCCGUUGAAUUCAGAUCCAAACACUUUGAACUCUGUCAUAAACCAGCUGCAGCCGGAGAUGUUCACGACUUUGGUGGACAUCAUCAAAGAUAUAAAAAGGAACGCACAGCACUUUUACCUCCACUGUUCCCAGGAAGAAGACUUCACCGUUCGGCAGAUCAAGGCUCAGCUGUCGCGGCAGUCCUACGUGGAGCAGAGUCCAGUUCUGUAUUUGAACCAAGAGGAGAGCGCCAACAAGAAGAUGCUGGUGGUCAUAAAGAAACAGGAUGUCGCCGCCCACAUUCACCAGAUCCCGGAGCUGCUGGCUCUGAAGCGGAGUCCCUCGGUGCAGUUUUUGGCCGUGGAGAAAGCAGAUGACCUGAGGAACCAGAGCGGCCAGGAGCUGUUUGUGUCCGGGGGGCAGCUGCUGUCUGACGAGACGGUCCUCAACCCGGACGUCGUCUCACUUGAGAAACUCUCGGCUCUGGUGUCCGUGUUGGAGACGCACAGUUCUUCAGAAAACCCGUGGAGGUGGAAGGUCCACUGCAAAGCACACAAGAAACUGAAGGAACAAUCCAGGUUCCGUCGUGAUGCGGCGAGUCUGCUGGAGGUGCUGACGGCGUUCCAGAAGCGUCAGUUGGUGGAGUUUCUGCCGUAUCAUAAAUGUGACAUGUCCCUGAGCCCGGGGCUUCUGGACUGUGCCGUGGAGCUGCAGGCCACAUACAGCAGCUUCAGGCACACCAUGCUUCUCACAGACAACCCUCACUUGAAAAGUUCAGGAGGAGUCAUCGUGUGUGGGAUCGACGAGUUCCUUCAUGAUUUCAGGAAGCUGGUGGGAUACAGUGAUGUCAUCAUCCAGGAGCCAAUCACAGAAGAGCCACAGCCUGCAGAAGGUCCCUCUCAGUCCGGCCUGGUCCCGCCUGAAGACCUGGUGUCUGAGUCUGGUCUGGGUCCUCAGCCCUCGGAUCAGGACUUCGAGGUUUUGCAUCGCACGAUCUCACAGAUGCGCGCCGAGAGACAACGGCAACUCCGAGACCAGAGCAAUACCGACAGCGAAGGACAGGGGGCAGUGUCUGUGUCUAACCCUUUUACACCUGUGGCCAAAGAGAAGCAGAGGCUCUUCACAGCUGCAGAACAAGUUUCCAAAAGUGACGCCGCUCCCUCGAGGCCAGAACUUAAAGUUGUGGCCGCUUCGUUAGAUCGCAUCUACUCAGCGCUACACCCUCCCACUGACCAGGCUGCGGUCCCUGUCCAGGCCCAGGCCCAGGCCCAGGUCCAGGCCCAGGCCCAAAUCCAGACCCAAAUCCAGACCCAAGUCCAAGCCACAGAACCCACAUUGCAACAGAGAAGUCUAGAAACUCAAGUCCGGCCCACAGAAAGGACUUUGAGCCAGAUCAGAGACGAGAGUGAAGGAAGCGGGCGAGUCACUGGAAGCCGGAAAAACAGUCCAGAAGUCGAGACUCGCAGAGACUUAGAAUGCAAGAAAGCUCUGGAGACUCAAAUCCAAAAAGCCGCUGGGUCCGGAGGCGGUGGCGGCGGUGGCGGCGGUGGCGGCGGUGGCGGCGGCGGCGGCGGUGGAAGUCAGGAAAGACCGAUGCCUUCGAAGACCGUGGGAGGAGUGACCGUUUCUGGGAAGAGUCAACCGGCUGCAGCUCCGAACGUGAGGAGGAACCAAAGCAACAAUGACCAGAGGAAUAACACAGCUCCCACCAGCGCCGCUCUGAGCAGAACCAAGAGCGAGGGGAAACCUAAUGGGAACGUACAGCAAGAUGUCUCCUCUCCCGCUAAAGCUAACGCCAAAGCGAAACCACUCGCGCCCGCGGUACACAUACAGGUCGCCGAUGCUCGUAGACAAAAAAUUAGAAAAAGAAGGCUGAAAAAUCCGUCCGUGUGGCACGCCAUCGCGUUUGUUAAAGAAUGCAACGUGUUCGACUUCCCGUUCCAACCGUUCGACGAAGACCUGCUCAAGGACUUGACCUCGAAGAGCGUUUUGACGAGUGUGGUGGAUCUGCGGGGCGGGGAUCCUCUGCCAGGUUGGUGGGCCGCCAGAGUCAGCAUUUACGACCGACCGGGAAACCCCUGGGCGCUGGUGGAGAAGCUGCACGACUGCACGGCCACCCCCAUGGCUUUUCUGUUCGCAAACUGCACCCAACAGAACCCUCCAGCAAACCGGCAAGGAUACGUGCCUCGGAUGGCGCCGUACAUUCAGACUCUGAGGCCCCCGAUGAGGCCCCCCAUGAGCCCAAACGUCAACUUUUAUGAGGACGGGUUUGACAGGAUGUGGCAGUUCUGA
This is a messenger RNA of Knipowitschia caucasica, 5919 nucleotides long. NCBI's taxonomy places the organism in Eukaryota, Metazoa, Chordata, Actinopteri, Gobiiformes, Gobiidae. The record is from the annotation of a GenBank genome assembly.